This is a messenger RNA of Geodia barretti, 531 nucleotides long. The record is from the annotation of a GenBank genome assembly. Lineage: Eukaryota; Metazoa; Porifera; Demospongiae; Tetractinellida; Geodiidae.
GCGCAUGCGCCAGGCAGGGGCGUUGUCCAAUGUGCUUGCGAGCGUAUUCUACCGGGCGAGUUGGCAGACCUGCAGAGGAACUGUCAGCCUCCAGUACCUUCUGUUGUAGCCUGAUUACCAAAGCCUGCCAAUGAAACCACAACCAUGUGCAAUAAUCUAAUUACAUCCUUGUUGAAGACAAUACAUUGUAUCUAGCAGCCCCAUUAGCUACUACUUUCAAUUUGUCUAUGGUAGCCUAUCUACAACAUAGCCAUGAACAUCAGAGUGACUGUAACAAUAAAUGCAGUGUUGCCAGAAGCUGUUAAAAGUAGUGGAAACAAGUGGAAAAAUCAUUUCUUCAAAAUGAAAGGGGGAUAUAGGGAUGGCUUGAAGCACCAAAAAGGAAGAAACAAGGGGUCAUUACACAGCAAAGAUGCACAAAGCUACAUGACACCAUCCCUAUAUCUUUGUCUCAUAUUAAACUUUACUUCAAGGUAAGCUGUUGCAGAGUGGAAAUGACGGAAACGUCAAGCGCGGCUGGACGACCACUUU